Messenger RNA from Xiphophorus couchianus (Monterrey platyfish), 2505 nucleotides. RefSeq names its product heat shock transcription factor 2 binding protein (gene hsf2bp). The transcript is spliced from 9 exons. The coding region runs from base 319 to 1419 and encodes 366 amino acids. The record is from RefSeq and is a predicted model, not a curated record. Gene Ontology annotation, cellular component: cytosol. Lineage: Eukaryota; Metazoa; Chordata; Actinopteri; Cyprinodontiformes; Poeciliidae.
UGAGCAUUGCUGCAACUUACGUUGAGCAACCUACACAACUUUCGAAGGCAUAUUUGUAAUGAACAGAAAAGAAACACUACAACUUAAAUCUACUUUGUACGUCGAAGAGGAAAAGGACGGAAAUUAUUUCAAUUCCAAAAGCUUCCAUAUCCGAGACACACUGAAUGUAUCAUAAGCCUCUGUGAACGUGCGGAGAAUCCAAAGACCCGGACUGGAGUUUUCUGGCUGCAUUUGGUCUGGCUCGGACAACUCUGGCAAAUAAUCGAUUAGGAACGUCACUGAGGAGAACUCUGUCUUCUGUAAUCACCAGAGCUGAAGAUGUCUUUAUAUGGCGGGAAAUCCGUGGAUCACAAUCACAAGGCUAAGGAUGCGUUUGUGAGAGUGCGGAAGAGGGAUUUAGAGAAAUUAACGACAGAAGUCAUGCAGCUGAGGGAGUUCCUGCCCCGAGUUGUGAAUGGUGAUCUGACUGAAAUGCUUCACAAAGCCCGGAGAGCAGAGACAAAGAAGGAACACCUGGAGCAGGAACAGAAUCAGCUGAGACAGGACUGCUCACAUCUUCAGUCCCGGCUGGAGGCAGCGCACUCUGAAUGUCAGAAAGAAAGAGAGGAGAAGUUAUUGUUGCGUGAGCAGCUGUGGCAGAGCGGAGCAGAGCUGCAGCAGCAGGCCGACUUCUGCUCCACCCUGGGAUCCGCAGCCUGCAGCCUCCUGUGGAGCGGCUCGUCCAGGGAGGAGACGGUGGCUCUCUGGCUGGCUGAUGGAAAGCUCCCCUCCUUCCUGACUGUUGCUGCUCAGACUCUGGAGAGUUUCGUCAAGUCCAUGGACGACGAGAUAAAAACUCAACCCGGGGACCACAACUCUCAAGAGCACCAGUUUGUGUUGGCUCUGGUUGGGACAAUCACAAAUAUAGCAGCAGUAACACCUGGGCGGGACUUCCUGUCCAGCUCAGGACAUGUCCUACUGGACACGCUAAUGAAGCUGCUGCAGCUGAUGAGGCCUGCCGUCUUCCCCAAACUGAAAGUGUUGAUGCUGAUGGCUUUGUAUAAUGUGAGCAUCAGCAUUAAAGGACUGAAGUUCAUCAUUGAGAAUAAAGAUCUCAUUCCACUCAUCUGGACGCUGUUGGACGAUGAGCACUGGGAGGUGUGUCUCCACUGCCUGCGCCUCCUCCAGUCCGUGCUGCUGGAGGAGGAUGUUGUGCUGCUUCUCGGCUCCUCGUUGCUGGAUCCGGAGCUCCAGGCUCGGGUUGGCCGGCUCACCUCCAGCCUGCAGCCCAGCCUGAAGGCCACAGCUCAGCAAACCCUGGAGGACCUGCAGGCCCUCCAAGGUACACAACCCUGCCUUAAAGAUGGAAAUCUGUUAAACAUUUGGCUCUUCUCUGUGUCUUUACAAAGCCGUGUGUGUUUUCCAGGUCUGGUUAGAUAAACCCAGAAGUGUGAACGCUGGAUUCUGCAUCUUCAGUUUGCUUGGCGUCACCCAUUGCUGUCUUUCAGUUAGAUUUGAGCUGACCUGACGGGGUCUGAAUUGAUUGAUUUUAUACUUCUCUUGCUACACUGUUAAACUGUUCUUCAUUAAUAUUCAUGGUAUGUUUAAUUGGUUUAUUAACCAUAAAGAUGAUGGUUACACUCCUGAGAGAAUUGUGUUUCUGUUGGUGUUCUGCUGUUCAGCCACCUGCAAGGAGGAGGUACACAUCCCAGUACUCAUCCAUCCAUUGUACACCUACAUAUCCUUGCACCAAUACAACAUAGAAAAAUAUAAGUUAUAAUGUUAAUUUUAACUGGUGUUUAGGCAUCAGAAAUGACGAGAAAGUUUUCAUCCUGGAUUUAUUUUGAAUGGUUGUUCUUUGGAUUUUUGAAUAUUUGAGAUGUUAAAACUGGUCACCGAUGACAUUAAAAGGAACUGUACACAGAUGUUUAAAAAAAUAACUUCUUGCAUGCAGAGCGAGUUUCAAAUUUGUUAGUGGUAAAUCUAGGAUUGCCACCUUUUUCUGACACCUGCUGUCAUUUAUGAACUACAAACUGACAAACACCAUAUCGUUAAAGUAUCUUUUGUCAUCUUUAGCAGAACACUUAAGGCCAGGACUUAAAUGCAUUUUCGCCAACUCCAUAUGUCGGCUCCAGCCCACUGAUGUUGAAGUAGUUAUAGUUGGGCAGGUAGUCACAACCUGGUAUGGAUCAGGGUUUGCCAGCUUUACAGCCGUCCAUCUGACUAACUAAUAAUGUAAAAGAUUAGAAAACAAUCAAUAUUUACACCAGAUGGUGGUAGGAGCGUCCACAACAUGAAGAACCAUCAUGUUAAAGUGAAACUCAACUACUGUAGGUCUGAGAUAUGUUUCACUAAACAUCGUAUCCAAGCAGUCUUUUGAGGUGGUGAUUGUGGACUACACCGAUACUGCAAUGACAGAAACUGUUGCAACCUUGUAAAGACUGGACCAAAAUUCCUCUGCAAUGAUUGAAAGGACUUGUCAAGUCUAAUAGAAAGCGUUUCCUAAUAAAGAAGGUGGUUCUAGAA